AUGAAGGUCAUUGAGCAUUACGGCCUCCCAAUAACCUUAAAAGAGUAUGAAGAAAGGAAUAUCUCUUUGCAAUCUCUUAAAUGGGGCACCUGCGAAUUUCUGCCUGGUGCAUUUGACUUGUUGAAAUACUUAAAGUCAAAGGGUAUUCCUAUUGCUCUAUGUACCUCUUCGAAUAAAUCGAAAUUCCUCGGUAAAACAAGUCAUCUAAGCCAUGGUUUCGAUCUUUUCGAUGCCAUUGUAACUGGCGAUGAUCCAAGAAUUCCAAAAGGCAGGGGAAAGCCGUUCCCAGACGUUUGGCAAUUGGGUUUGAAGGAACUAAAUGAAAAGUAUCAUACUGACAUUAAACCCGAUGAAUGUAUGGUCUUCGAAGAUGGCAUCCCUGGUGUUCAAUCAGGCAAGGCGUUUGGUGCACAUGUUAUUUGGGUCCCUCAUCCGGAGGCACAUGCUGUUUUGGGCGAUACAAAAACUUUGUUGGCUGGUAAAGGUGAGCUGUUGUCCUCUUUAGAAGAAUUAGAAAAAGCUAAAUAUGGCCUGUGA
Saccharomyces eubayanus is the source of this 537-nucleotide messenger RNA. Its product is annotated as haloacid dehalogenase superfamily protein. Lineage: Eukaryota; Fungi; Ascomycota; Saccharomycetes; Saccharomycetales; Saccharomycetaceae. Gene Ontology annotation, molecular function: phosphatase activity. The record is from RefSeq and is a predicted model, not a curated record. The transcript has a single exon. Bases 1 to 537 code for a protein of 178 amino acids.